CUAACCAUUCAGCUGCUAAUCAGAUGUCUAGUUCCCCCUUCCUUCAGCGGUCCCGUUGGCCUCAGGAAGAGCAGUCGCAGGUCGACAUGCUCUUGCAACGAGUGACUACUGUUUCCCCAUUCUGCCAUGUUCCUCUUUCCUUCUGUCACUUUGUCUCGUUUCUUCAAAUGCCUUUGUUUCUUGCGUUCCCAGCUUUCUGCCAUUAGUUAUCCGUCGGCUUAUUCUCAUUGCCAACUCUCCAGUUCUGUGCCUCUCCUUCACUACACGCAGUUCCCGCCAUGCUCCGCCUGAGACCCUCCGAGAUCACCAUAACGGCUGAGGAUGUCGAGGAGGCGACGCGUGACAUUGCCCGCAACAAAACACGGCUGCAGCGAGGACCCGUUCGCUCCUUGGAUACUGCCCGCAGGUACUUGGCCAACAGCCCCGAUGUUCGACCUCGUAAAGCCCUCUAUGGCAUGCAUGGCGGCGUCGAUUGGCCCUCUCGCGCAGAAAGAGAGGGAGGUAACCCAAGCAUUACCCCUUCGGUGAACCUCGAGGGCCACACUUCGCCAGUCAUGACUCCGUACACUGAGGACCUGACGGACGAGCCCUCGACCUUCCCAUCGCCGAUUCGAAACACACAGCUUGUCUUCAGACCUGCACCUGGCCCAGCUUUGUCAGAUAGUCGCCGCGUAAGAAAUGGUACACCUGGAGGACAUGAGGAAGGCACCCAUGCCCCCAUGCCUCGAAGCAAUCAGCCUGUCGGGGCGAGGAAUGCCAGCAGAACUACUAGUAACGGCACAUCUGAUUUGUCUCCAUCGGAGCCCCAUCCGCGGUCCCGGAAUGCAAAUGCAUGGCAUUUGAAAACAGCCAUUCACUCGUCGUCAGUUGACUGCAGUCAAACUUUAGACAUGUCGAUACCGUCCAUAUCGGAUCAUUCAUUUUCCCACGAGAGUAGGAUGCUUCCAAAACCACACAUUCUACCCAACGCGGUACCGGCACAGCAUGCAAGCCAUUCUGCGGUCAAUUCCAGGACGGAGUCGGCUCCUGGCUCCGCAUCAACGUCUUCUCUCAAUGCAGGAUCCAGUGGCAUCGAAUCCUGUGAAACGACCAAGCCGCGCUCUUCUUUAGACCAUUGUUCCAAAAGAAGACAUACCAGGUUUGACGCUUUUCAGGAGCGCACGAGGAGCUUUUUCGGGAGGAGCAGAGACGCCCUCUCAAGCCAUAAGUUAGGAGGUGCCAUUGGUAGAUCCCAACGACACAUCUCUCGGCAAAGCGAAGCAUCCACUGACUCUAGCCUUCCUUAUUCUUUGUAUGGAGUCCCCAUCUCCAAUAGCCCCAGCGACACACCAUCACGGAGUGAAGAGCAGCUCCCACAUUCCCAGUACAGUGGCGCGGGUUCAUUCAGACACGUUGUUCGGGAAGGUCUCAUCUCGCGUCGUCCAGCGGAGAACAACAGAAGAAGUGCCGUCUUCCCAGCCCCACCACUCCCUCGGAUUGAAAGCGUUUCGUUGCCGAACCUCUUGUCUGCGGUCAGAGGACAAGCUCUGUCACCGCGGCCAGCGGCCCCUUACUCCCGCUUGGAGGCGCACAUACCUCGUUUGACACCGGGAGAUCGGGUUGUUGAUGUUGACGUUGGCCAAGAUGCUUCAAAUGCGGUGGAACGGCGUCUUCCCUCCCCUCGGGGGGUUGUCAUGGAUAGGGGCCAGUUGGAACUUUUCCAUGUGACUGGCGGAGCCUCGGGGAUUAGCCAGCGCCGGCGAGGGAUGCACGUCGGACAGCGUCCUCUAGAGACGAGAGCGGACGCUCAUCCUAACCCUUCAGAUGGAUCCGCCGAACACAGUCCGCAACGUGGAGCUCGACACUCGAGCGAGAACCUGCCCGUUGGGGCAUCCCCUAAUACCAGCGGAACCCAGGUCUCUCAACCGAGUUUGAGUCCCGGUCGAAGAGUCAGUUUCGCAAACAAUCCGCAAAGGCGACCUUCACCGCCUGCUUCUGUGCCUAGCGCAGGUGUUGCCGUCUUCCCAGCACCAGUGCGACUUGAAGCCCCCCAGCGGCGGAAUUCUGUCUGGCCAUCUCGUCCAAGCCUUUUGGAACCCGUCCGCAAUGCCAACGAUGCUCCACCUCGUCGCCGCACCCCGGUCCCUACCCCCUCACUCGACCUCCAUUCCGGAACCAACGGCCACGGUCGUCGGCGCCGUCAAGACCCUCCUCAACGUCCGCGUGUGUACCCGAUUCGGGAAUCAACAUCAGCGACGAUGGGGAUGGCGGCACGUCCGCCUGUUCCGGUCCUGUCGGCGUCGCGGCUGGAGCUACGCGGUGGUGGACAUGGACAGGUUCAGCCUCAUGCCGAUCAGGAGAAUUCGGGAGAGGCCGAGGAGGAGAUGAUGAGGAGGGAGUUGGAGGCUGCUGGGAUGAGGUAUGGUGGGCAUGGAGGGGGAAGGGAGGGGUUGGAGGUCUUGGAUGAGACGCCGCCACGGAUGGGGAGGCUGGAGAGGUGGAUGGAGGGGUAGAGAGUUGUGGUGUAUUGUUAUCAAGUCUCGAUAUCAGAAAGAAAUGGGGUGGUUGGGUGUGAUUGCAUUCGCUAGUUGGGUAGAGGUGGGUUUGAACCAGCUUUGGAAGCGCUGAGAGGAGCGUUGAUGUUUUACCUGCUGUUGUCGAAGAG
Molecule: messenger RNA, 2644 nt
Organism: Westerdykella ornata
Lineage: Eukaryota; Fungi; Ascomycota; Dothideomycetes; Pleosporales; Sporormiaceae
Exons: 1
Coding region: 279-2492 (737 amino acids)
Source: RefSeq, a predicted model, not a curated record